CCUACGGAAGCCGAACGUCGGAAGCCCAACCCACAUCGUCUCCCUUUCGGGGCGGGCUUCCCUAGCAGCGACCGCCGGCAGCGGCGUCCUUGGAGCCCUCGCGGGUGCUCCGCCUCUCCUUUCCACCUCCGGCCGGGGCGGCGUGGCCCGUGGGGCAGGAGCAGCAUGGGGGACGCCUUGGAUGAACCUUGGUGGGAAGCACGUGAAGGGACACGCGAGAGCAGCCCAGACCUGUCUGAGGAUGAGUUUUUGAAUGAAGACACUGGCCAAAGCAUACCUGUCCAACCGUCUGCAACCCUACAGUCUGUUUCUUCAAAGAAAAAAAGGAAGCAGCCUACAGAGACUCAUCUCACUGCAGAGAAAGAAAAGUCUAAAGAUAAAAAUGAAACACAAGUGAAACCAAAGAGGAGAAGAAAGAAGAAAAUUACCGAUAUUCUUGCAAAAUCAUCUCCAAAACCAGGAGUCCCUGCAGACUUACAGAAAAUGCUUAAUGAACACUUCGGUGCUAAAUGUUCAGUGAUUGAACUAGAAGAAUUAAAACUGCCAGAUGCCUGUUUCCUCCCUGCCAAUGACCUCACCCACAGUUUUUCCUCCUACCUGAAAGAAAUUUGUCCCAAAUGGGUAAAGCUCCGUAAAAACCACACAGAGAAAAAGUCAGUGGUGAUGUUGAUAAUCUGCAGCUCAGCCCUUCGCUGUCUGGAACUCAUCAAAUCAAUAGCAGCAUUUAAAGGAGAAGGAAGGGUUAUGAAAAUGUUUGCAAAACACAUAAAGAUACAAGAACAAAUCAGGAUUUUGGAGAAAGGUACCAUUCAUGUGGGUGUUGGAACACCUGGAAGAAUAAAGGCACUUGUAGAGCAAGAUGGCCUUAGCCUGACAGGCUUGAAGUAUCUCGUCUUAGACUGGAAUUGGAGAGAUCAGAAGUUAAGAAGAUUAGUAGACAUCCCUGAGAUAAGGAAUGAAACAAUUGAACUUCUGGAAAUCGGACUCAUCGAACUGUGUAGAGAAGGCUCUGUGAAGCUGGGGCUCUUUUAAAUUAUCCCUUUGUAGCUGAAUUCAACUCCUCCUCAAGUCUGCAUCAUCUUUGGCCACAUUAAAGCUGCUUUUCGAUUUAAAAUGCAACCACAGAGAUCUGUGUUGUCCAUGUUUGUUUCUUUUAUAAUAAAGCAGCAUGUUACAUAAA
Molecule: messenger RNA, 1180 nt
Organism: Pogona vitticeps (central bearded dragon)
Lineage: Eukaryota; Metazoa; Chordata; Lepidosauria; Squamata; Agamidae
Gene: CMSS1
Product: cms1 ribosomal small subunit homolog
Cellular component (GO): nucleus; 90S preribosome
Source: RefSeq, a predicted model, not a curated record